This is a messenger RNA of Bipolaris sorokiniana ND90Pr, 204 nucleotides long. RefSeq lists its product as uncharacterized. The transcript has a single exon. Lineage: Eukaryota; Fungi; Ascomycota; Dothideomycetes; Pleosporales; Pleosporaceae. Bases 24 to 200 code for a protein of 58 amino acids. The record is from RefSeq and is a predicted model, not a curated record.
CACGACUCGACGCACACGACAUCAUGGCCCUUUGCUUUGCCUGUCACUUUGCAACCGACCGUUUUGUCCCGAUCCCGCUGACCUGCCACACACAGACAGCACAGCCCUCGCCACCUGCAAAUCUCAGACGCUGCAUGUGUGUACGUAACUACUACUUAGACACCAAGUACCUGCUUACGUAUACGACAUACAGUAACUAGUUAG